AUGCUUUCUGGGGGGUCCCAUCACGGGUGGCACGAAGAAGUCCGGAACAUCAUCAAGCUCCAGCUCGAAGCCGGUGUUCCAGGCAAAGUCAUAGCCCAUUACAACAAAGUCUCAACGUCAUUUGUGUCUCAGAUGAAUGUAGAGCGGAAGAUGGGGCCAGAAUUACUCGAGGCGCGCCGAAGGAGCAGAGGCCCCAGAGCCAAAAUAUCGCCAGCAGCAAAUGCGGCUUUGGCAAGGAUUUUGGAGGAGGACCCGAACGCUCUUAGGAGUGAGGCUGUCGAGCUUUAA
Messenger RNA from Exophiala aquamarina CBS 119918, 288 nucleotides. RefSeq lists its product as uncharacterized. Bases 1 to 288 code for a protein of 95 amino acids. The record is from RefSeq and is a predicted model, not a curated record. The transcript has a single exon. Lineage: Eukaryota; Fungi; Ascomycota; Eurotiomycetes; Chaetothyriales; Herpotrichiellaceae.